Messenger RNA from Dentiscutata erythropus, 132 nucleotides. The record is from the annotation of a GenBank genome assembly. NCBI's taxonomy places the organism in Eukaryota, Fungi, Glomeromycota, Glomeromycetes, Diversisporales, Gigasporaceae.
GUUCCAUAUAAUGGGUCAUCAUUAUAUUCUCACAACGAACAUCAUGACAAAAGUGUUCAGACAUUCUUUAAACUACCCAAGCUUGCCUAUUCAAAUAUUGACAUAUCAUCAUCAAAAUUUAAAUGUCUAUAA